AUGUUUUUCAAACAGCAAGCAGUGUUCAGUGCUAUUAGAACAUUUUCAACGAUGAUCAGUUCAGCCAUGCCAGGAAGAAAAUUAUUGGAAACAUCUCCCAACUAUGUUAUCAAAAAAGGUGUUGCUACUAGAUUUCAACAGCUGCCCCAACCCAAGGAUAAGGUACAAGCCAUGUACGUAUGGAUCGACGGAACCGGACAAGAUCUUAGAGCAAAAUCCAGAACACUAGACUUUAUACCUACAAAACCGGAAGAACUCCCAGUGUGGAUGUACGAUGGAAGCUCUACGUACCAAUCUCAAGGGGAAAACUCAGAUACAUAUUUGUGUCCAGUGGCCAUGUUUAACGACCCGUUCAGGUUGGCACCGAACAAACUCGUCAUGUGCGAAACUUACAAACACGAUCAAACUCCAGCUGAUACAAAUCACCGUAAAGCUGCUUUGGAGGCCAUGACUAAAGCUGCCAAUCAAAAACCGUGGUUUGGUAUCGAACAAGAAUACACGUUACUCGACACUGACGGCCAACCAUUCGGAUGGCCAAAGACUGGAUACCCAGGUCCUCAGGGUCCGUACUAUUGCGGUGUCGGCGCUGAUAAAGUGUACGGACGUGACAUAGUGGAGGGUCAUUAUCGUGCAUGUCUGUACGCCGGAAUCAACAUAACUGGAGAGAAUGCCGAAGUUAUGCCAGCUCAGUGGGAAUUUCAAGUUGGACCAGUUGAAGGUAUUAGCAUCGGUGAUCAUUUAUGGAUGGCUCGUUUCAUAUUACACCGUAUUGCCGAAGAGUUUGGCAUUGUGGUGACACUUGAUCCAAAACCAAUUCCGGGAGAUUGGAAUGGUGCUGGCGCCCAUUGCAAUUUUUCAACUCAAGCUAUGAGAGGAAACAACGGAAUAUGUGAAAUCGAAAAGGCUAUUGAAAAAUUAUCCAAACAACAUAUGAGACAUAUUAAGGCAUACGAUCCCCACGGAGGCAAAGAUAAUGAACGUCGUUUGACUGGAAAACACGAAACUUCGUCCAUUCAAAAUUUCUCAUCUGGCGUGGCCAACCGUGGGACCAGUAUUCGUAUUCCUCGUGGUGUUGCCGAAGAGAAGAAGGGUUACUUAGAAGAUCGUAGACCAGCUGCCAAUUGCGACCCAUACCAAGUGACCGAAGCCAUUGUACGCACCGUGUGCCUAAAUGAAUAA
Molecule: messenger RNA, 1179 nt
Organism: Metopolophium dirhodum (rose-grain aphid)
Lineage: Eukaryota; Metazoa; Arthropoda; Insecta; Hemiptera; Aphididae
Product: glutamine synthetase-like
Exons: 8
Coding region: 1-1179 (392 amino acids)
Cellular component (GO): cytoplasm
Molecular function (GO): glutamine synthetase activity
Source: RefSeq, a predicted model, not a curated record